Scleropages formosus (Asian bonytongue) is the source of this 1699-nucleotide messenger RNA. It is a transcript of the gene bhlhe22, whose product is annotated as basic helix-loop-helix family, member e22. The transcript has a single exon. Gene Ontology annotation, molecular function: E-box binding; protein dimerization activity; DNA-binding transcription factor activity, RNA polymerase II-specific. The record is from RefSeq and is a predicted model, not a curated record. Gene Ontology annotation, biological process: positive regulation of transcription by RNA polymerase II; sensory organ development; axon development. NCBI's taxonomy places the organism in Eukaryota, Metazoa, Chordata, Actinopteri, Osteoglossiformes, Osteoglossidae. The coding region runs from base 757 to 1563 and encodes 268 amino acids. Gene Ontology annotation, cellular component: nucleus.
GUGAAGUGAGCACACAUGUGAGGUUGAGGGCAGUUGUUGGGCUCCUAAUGGGACGCAGCGCCUCGCAGACAUAUGUAUGAAGUUGUCUGUACAGAUGGUAGCGCGAAUAAUAGACCUCGGUGCCUUUUAUAAAGCUGUAAGCAGCAGCUCCCGAGAUCAGAACGGAGAUCACGGAGCAUCCAGACGGAGGAGGGGGUGUGGGGUGUGCGUGGGGUGUGUAUGUGGGGGGGGGAGGGCAGAUAGCGCCCGGAAUUGUUUGUUACCGUAUUAAUCCCAUUAAUUAAAACGUUAACCUGAUUGGGUGGAGAGCUCCGUCCCAACGGGCGAGUCUCCUUCAUAACAACGACCUGCUCCCAGAUAAUGAUGUAAAAGGCUCCCCCGUCCGCCGCUGCUGCUGCUGAUGCUGCUGCUGAUGCCGCUGCUGAUGAUGCUGAUGAUGCUGAUGCUGUGGCAGAUCGCAGUGGAGAUCUCGUGAAGGUGCGUCGCGGCGAGAGAGAGCAGCGUCUCGCGCACGGCAACUUUGAGCGCGCGAGCCGCAGUCUUCGCCAGCGCCGCCGUCGCCGCCGCCGCCGCCGUCACCCGCCGCCUCACUUCCGACGAGCUCGCGAGCGGACCGGGAGCGCACGAGCCUCGCAGGCGCGCGCAGCCGGGGGGAGGGAAGAGAGAGGAGAAAGGGAAAAAAAAAAAGAAGAAAAAAAGAAAAGAAAAGAGAGAGAAAAAAAAAAAAGAGGAGCCGAACUUCAGAGCGCGAGGACUAUGGACAGGAGGAGUGUGAGCGUGAACGGAGCCGCAGACAUUUUCCAAAAAACUCUGAGCGCCGUUUCCAACAAAAAGAUGGAGAGCUUCAGGUCGGCGGCCGGUAUCGAUCUGCCCCCCCGGGACCGCCAAUCACCCAUCAACUGCUUCGAUCAAAGUGACCCGGACCCAGUGCAACCCGGGGGGGUGGCCGGGGGUCGAGCGGGAGCGCUGGGUCUCCCCACAGGAUCUCUGUGCGUGAAGUUCGGCGAAAGUGGCAACAGGACCUCGGCGGCCGAGAGCAGCGGCGGGGAGCAGAGCCCGGACGACGACAGCGACGGCAGGUGCGACAUGGUCCUCAUGGCCGACGGGAGGACGGCGGCGUCCGUGGCCAAGUCGGAUGGAGGUAAGAAAAACAAGGAGCAGAAGAUGCUGCGGCUCAACAUCAACGCGCGGGAGAGGAGGAGGAUGCACGACCUGAACGACGCGCUGGACGAGCUGCGCGCCGUCAUCCCGUACGCGCACAGCCCCUCCGUGCGCAAACUCUCCAAAAUCGCCACCCUGCUGCUCGCCAAGAACUACAUCCUCAUGCAGGCGCAGGCUCUGGAGGAGAUGAGGAGGCUAGUGGCGUACCUCAACCAAGGCCAGGCCAUUUCUGCUGCGUCUCUGCCGGCCACCGCGGCUCUCACCCCGGGCUUGGGCACCUACGAGCAGCCCGCCGGGUACCCGUUCUCGGCCGGGGUGGCAGCCUCCUCCUGCCCCGACAAAUGUGCCCUUUUCAACAACGUCACCUCCAGCCUGUGCAAACAGUGCACUGACAAGCCUUAAGAGCGCGCGGCACGGUCAGCAUCAGCCGAAAACAGACUCAUUUAGACCAGAAUGAACAUAAACUUCUUUAUAAUGAAUGAAGAAAUAAUAAAAAAAAUUAAAAAAAGAGAGAGGGAGAGAGACUGAAGACACCGCU